This is a messenger RNA of Arthroderma uncinatum, 1143 nucleotides long. RefSeq lists its product as uncharacterized. Gene Ontology annotation, biological process: U5 snRNA 3'-end processing; nuclear polyadenylation-dependent mRNA catabolic process; nuclear polyadenylation-dependent rRNA catabolic process. NCBI's taxonomy places the organism in Eukaryota, Fungi, Ascomycota, Eurotiomycetes, Onygenales, Arthrodermataceae. The coding region runs from base 1 to 1143 and encodes 380 amino acids. Gene Ontology annotation, cellular component: cytoplasmic exosome (RNase complex); nuclear exosome (RNase complex). The record is from RefSeq and is a predicted model, not a curated record. The transcript is spliced from 2 exons.
AUGGCCCCCGCACCACCAAGCUCCACGCUUCAAGUCUCCAACUUUUCGCCCGCAGAAUUAUCCUAUCUUCACACAUCCCUCGCAUACCCCAAAAACCCAAUUCGGCCCGAUGGCCGCUCAGCAACACAAUUCCGACCCUUAACUGCAGAAACAAAUAUUGUCCCAAACGCUAAUGGCAGCGCGCGCAUCGGAUUCGCUGAUGGAACACAAGCGAUCGUUGGUGUGAAGGCGGAGGUGGAAAAGACCGUGUUUGUUAGCACGUUAGAGCAGAGUGUUUCGCAGGAAAAUGAAGCCGAAGAUCAAGAUGAGAAUGCAAAAAACACGAAAAUAAAAAUUCCAGGGUCAGGGUCAUGGGUUGAGAUGUCUAUUGAGAUUCCGGGACUGAGAGACGAUGACCCGCUUCCUGUGUUUUUGGCAGAGAUGAUGAGGGAGGGGCUUAUACAGUCAGGGUCGGGGAUGACAGUUGAAUCGGGUGGUUUGAAGGAGAGACUGGUCAUUAACCAGGGCUGGCAUUGGAGAAUAUACGUCGACAUAUUACUUCUCUCCCCACCACUAUCAUACCCUCUACCGCUAUUAUCUCUAACAACACAUCUUGCGCUACUCUCCACCAAGCUUCCGCGACUUAUAUCCAAGGAUGAAGAGGACCCAAUGUUUGACGAUGACUGGGACGCAGCUGAGUAUCUAUAUCCGCGCAGGGCGUCAAAGGGCUCGAUAUCACAGCACAUCUUCCGCCCUCCGAUAUCACUUCUUGUCAUCUCCGUGGGACAAAACAUCAUUUUCGACCCAAGUAGGGAGGAAAUCGCGGUUGCAGACGCAGUAUUCUGUGUCUCUGUUGCGCGUGACGAGAACAAGCAGACAUUCUCACCUGGCGGGUUGAAGUUAUUGGCUAUUAGAACUAUUGAUCCGCCUGCACGCAUGACACAUCCUGGUGUACCGGACGCAAUUAACGCUGCUACCAUUGGCCUUACCAGUGCCGAUAAUAGUACCGUGACUACUGGUGGUAUAGAGGGGGCUGGGGUUUGGACUCCUCGUCGCGGUGGGCUGAAGAGGGACGUUGUUUCGAGAAUUGUGAAGUCGGUUCUCCAGCCCGGCGGUGUGGGUGACGAGGUUAUGGAGGGAUUAGAAAUGGUGGAAGUGGAUUGA